This is a messenger RNA of Brachypodium distachyon (stiff brome), 884 nucleotides long. RefSeq lists its product as uncharacterized. The transcript has 2 exons. The record is from RefSeq and is a predicted model, not a curated record. The coding region runs from base 136 to 588 and encodes 150 amino acids. Lineage: Eukaryota; Viridiplantae; Streptophyta; Magnoliopsida; Poales; Poaceae.
CAGACGGUCCAUCAUAAUCUCGAGGCCGAUUGACUGCCACACCCUCGGCGCGGCGGUGCUUUCUCCUCAUUAGGUCAGACGCCAAAGUGGGGGCGGUGAAGCAGUAUCCCGGCGGCGACCUCACUUUCUGCAGAGAUGGCGACCUCGAGUUCGUUCGUGCAGGAGGAGGCGAAGGAGGAUGCAAAGGAGGAGUCCAAGACGAUCAACAAGGCCAAGAAGAAGGUGGUGCGCAGGAUGCCGCAGCAAGAGGUGGACUUCGUCUUGUCCUACGACGUGGGCUCCGACGACAUUCCGGACAUGUGCCCCCUUGGGGAAAAGUAUCCCUACUUGGUCGCGUGGGCUAGGGCCUUGGACAUCGAGAUGGCCGAAAUCAGUGAGAAGCAGGACAGAGAGAUGCUCCAGAUGCAGAAGGACUAUAAGCAGCAGCUUCGGGCCAAAGGCUAUGUCACUUACAUGGCCGAGGUCGACGUGGCCACUGACGAUGAUGAUGAGGAAGAAGAAGCCGCGGCGGCGGUUGCCCCUCGAGGACGGAGGAGGUUCCGCCGGGGUGUCUUGAAGCGGGGUAUGCGGAUCAAGAAGCUGAAUUAAAACUCUAUCACGUACGAGUCUUGGAUUAUUUUCACACACAAAAAAACCGUUUCUUUUCUUUGUUUUAGUUAUAAUCUCUCGGUCUCUCCAUGUUUUAAUACAAAUAAUUAAGGUCUAAUGGAAUAUGGUCUUGUGGUUGUGGAGGUACUUUCGAAGAAAAUCUACAGUUUUUCUUUAAAGAUACAGCAUUCAUGUUUUUGGAAGUUUUAUUAAGCAUUUGUCCAAGACAAUACUCAGCUGUCUGUCCUCAUGAUGUAGUGUUUCAUGACAGUUUGUAAGUUGCUGGUUUUUAAUUA